AUGGCCCAAACUGAGCACCCGACAAAGCCCGUGCCUUCUGGUGCGUGGGACACCCAUCACCAUAUUUUUGACCCUGAUCGUUUCCCAUUCGCGGAAGGGCGUCAUUUCACCCCUGCGCGUGCGUCACUCGAGCAAUUGGAGGAAUUUGAAAAGAGCAUCGGUGUAGACAAUAUCUGCAUUGCCCAUGGUCUUUCAUAUGGCCCCGACUGCACUUCUCUUCUCCACUACCUGGAUCGCUUCAACGGCACGGCUCGGGGUAUUUGUGUACUAGACCUCGAGACGGUUACAGAUGGCCUUCUGGACGAGUACCAUGCGGCCGGCGUACGCUCUGUGCGCUUGGAUUUCUUCCGCUUCAGAGCGAUGGAUGAUGUGGAAAUUCAGACCGAGCUAAUCACGAAGACGGCUGCGCGUCUGGCUCAAUGGGGCAAACCCAACUGGAGUAUCCAGAUCCAGCAACCACAUCUCAGAUUCUGGCCACGAUUGCGCCAGACGAUCAACUCUAGCCCGAUCCCCGUCGUCGUGGAUCAUUUUGCUCUGAUCGGUGCUAGCAGCUUUCUUGCAAAUGACACGUCCUCUGUUGUCCAAAAUGAUUCUUACCUACCCGAGGACGAUAGGACUGGAUUGGAGAGUCUCCGUCAAACGCUGCAGGAAGGAAACCUGUGGAUCAAGCUCUCUGCCCCAUACCGGUGCUCUAAUCUGGAGCCGGGCUUUGUCGACUUGAAGUGGUUAGUCAGACUUUUCGUGGAUGCUAAUCCCAAUCGAGUGGUCUGGGGAAGUGAUUGGCCUCAUACACAACGCCAUAAGGACCGUGUGGGAAAGUCAUCGACUAGUGAGGAGUCUUUCUUGAAGGUUGAUGACAAGAAAUGGAUUGAGGCGAUGAGUCGCAUGAUGUCGGAAAAAGAGUGGCAGCUUAUGUGGGUCGACAACCCUAACACUUUGUAUGAUAAUGCGGCCUGA
Molecule: messenger RNA, 957 nt
Organism: Penicillium olsonii
Lineage: Eukaryota; Fungi; Ascomycota; Eurotiomycetes; Eurotiales; Aspergillaceae
Source: the annotation of a GenBank genome assembly